ACCAUUCCCUGCAAGAGAGAGAGAGAGAGAGUGAGAGAGACACGAUGCCGAAAGUCAAGACGAAGCCCCGUUCUGGGAAGCAGAAGCGAGAAGGCAAAGCACCAGUAUCUGGCAUCAGGUUCAACACAGGAUUGGGCCAACAUAUUUUGAAGAAUCCCCUCAUUGUUAACAGCAUCAUAGAGAAGGCUUCCUUGUAUCCUACAGAUGUUGUUCUAGAGGUUGGCCCUGGCACUGGUAACAUGACAGUAAAAAUGUUGGAAAAGGUGAAAAGGGUAGUUGCCUGUGAGGUUGAUGUGAAGCUUGCUGGUGAACUUCAAAAAAGAGUGCAGGGCACACCUUUGGCUAACAAACUUGAAAUAAAAAUUGGAGAUGUAUUGAAAAGUGACCUGCCAUUUUUUGACGCUUGUGUAGCUAAUUUGCCUUAUCAAAUUUCUUCUCCUUUUGUUUUUAAGCUGUUGUUACAUCGGCCUUUCUUCAGGUGUGCAAUUCUUAUGUUCCAAAGAGAAUUUGCUCUUCGUUUGGUUGCAAAACCCGGCUCUCCUUUAUAUUGCAGACUCUCUGUUAAUACUCAGUUAUUAGCCCGUGUUGACCACUUGAUGAAAGUUGGAAAAAAUAAUUUUAAACCACCGCCCAAAGUUGAAUCCAGUGUUGUGAGGAUAGAACCAAAAAACCCUCCACCACCAAUCAAUUUUCAGGAAUGGGAUGGCCUGCUAAGGAUAGUCUUUGUCAGGAAAAAUAAGACACUUGCUGCAGUUUUCAAUUCAAAUGCUGUGAAACAAUUACUGGAACAAAAUUACCGAAUCCACUGCUCACAGAAUAACUUGGAAAUUCCUGAAAAUUUCAGUAUUGGAAAUCUCAUUCAUGAAAUUUUAAAAGACACUGGUUACUCAGAAAAGCGUGCACGAGUAAUGGAUAUUGAUGAUUUCAUCAGUCUUCUACAUGGCUUCAAUUCAAAAGGCAUCCACUUUUCCUGAAAGGAAGAAUGAAAUUGAAGAUGACAAACAGAAGAAUGUUUUAUAAAUAAAACAGCACUAUAAAGCCAUUCAUAAGGAAUGAGAGAUGUAUAUUUAUCAUGAAGUUUCAUUCUUGGAUGGAAUGGAGAAUCAAUGCAUUUAUACCAUGUGGAUUACUCUUCCAUGCCAUCCAGAGAAAAUAAAUUGCUCUGACUCAGCACAUUCAGAUGUUUUAAAUAAUCAGAUUAUGUGAAAUGGAUACAAAAGGCCACCUAUUGCAUUGCUUUUCUCCAGCUUCUCUGCUUCUUUGAGCAGGAUGUGAAUUUUUAUCCCGCCUGAUGUAGUUAGACUGCAACUCCCAUUAUCCCUCAACAUUGGAUAUACUAACCAGAGCUUAAAGUAAUUGCAAUCCAAAUGCAUCGAGAGGGCCACAUAUUUUUUCACUCCUGCUUUCAAAAAACAGAUGGAGUAUAUACCUCAACAAGCCUUAUAUAGGCUCUUCUGAUAAGUUCCAGUCUUUUUGUUGCCUUGUUUUAUGUUUAAUAUUAAAUAUUUGUCUUAUGUUUAACUAGCCAAAUAAGUAUAGCUAUUCUUUUUGGAAGAAUACAUGGAUCUGAGAGAGGAAAUAGUGUUGUCUUGGUGCCAAACCUGGUCUUUUAGAUUUUAAUCAAGCUGCUCCAUUUUUCUCUACAGCAAUAAUUAUUUUGUAUCAGACUUUUCCUGACAAUUGCUAAUACUUUUUAAUAAUAAAAGCUCUUCAGUAGCAGCUUUAAAUGUUA
Anolis sagrei ordinatus is the source of this 1732-nucleotide messenger RNA. It is a transcript of the gene DIMT1, whose product is annotated as DIM1 rRNA methyltransferase and ribosome maturation factor. The record is from RefSeq and is a predicted model, not a curated record. Gene Ontology annotation, molecular function: rRNA (adenine-N6,N6-)-dimethyltransferase activity. NCBI's taxonomy places the organism in Eukaryota, Metazoa, Chordata, Lepidosauria, Squamata, Anolidae. Gene Ontology annotation, biological process: rRNA methylation. Gene Ontology annotation, cellular component: nucleolus.